Molecule: messenger RNA, 3851 nt
Organism: Myxocyprinus asiaticus (Chinese sucker)
Lineage: Eukaryota; Metazoa; Chordata; Actinopteri; Cypriniformes; Catostomidae
Product: neurexophilin-2-like
Exons: 2
Coding region: 483-1355 (290 amino acids)
Molecular function (GO): signaling receptor binding
Source: RefSeq, a predicted model, not a curated record
UACCACGGUUUUGUCCGUAUCUGUGCAUGCAGCGCACGCGUGACAAAAGAAGUGCGUUUUUUUUUUUAACCUGUUGGCAUUCAAAAUCAAUAUCCACUCGUUUCUAGGGAAAGCGAGAGAGAGAACGACGAGAGUCGAGACGCGGAGUGUUCACUGAGCGUGCGCCCGUCGAGCGCGCGAGAACGCAACAUCGUUUUUUCUUAAAACACCAAACGCGCGCGCCAGCUGACGGCAGAAGUUGCCACCGUUCCGACACCAACUUUUCACCUCCGUAACACCUGCGAAUGGAUGUGCACUUAUGACAAGGACUUCAGAAGCUGAGCCUCGUUGGUUAAUAUAUUGUUACGCAGGGAAAAUACUGUCAGCUAAACCAACUGCAUUGUUUUUCUCCCCUCGGAUGUUUUUUGGUAGGUGAUUUGUGUCCGGUAUAUGUUCUCUCAACGGGACUAGUGGUCUCUUGGAGGUCGCGAACGAAAGGUGCGAUGAAGCUGUUCUGCUGGAGCGUUCUGCUGGGAAUGCAAUGGAUUCUGCGAAAGGUACACGGCUUGGAGAAACAGGUGGGCAAAUCUCUAGAUUACCUGGAGCCGGGAGCGUCUGGGACCGUCCUCAAGACUCUUCCAUACGGAGUUCCCAGUGGAGGAGGAACAGGUCCGACAGGUGGAUUCAAACCUCCGUACCAAACAUCCAGGAUAUUCUCCACCAUGGACCACACGCCCAUUAAACCAAAACCACCCACGUUCAGCUUCCAGAACCCGUAUGAAUGGGUCCGAAACCAGUCGAUGCUCCUCGAUCAAACAGGCUACCGACCAAAACGCAAACCGUCCCUCAAAACCUCCAUGAAGACUAAGAAGAUCUUCGGCUGGGGCGACUUUUACUUCAAUGUCAAGACCCUCAAGUUCAGUCUGCUCGUCACGGGGAAGAUCGUGGACCACGUCAACGGCACAUUCACCGUCUACUUCCGCCACAACUCCUCAAGUCUGGGAAACGUGUCCGUGAGCAUCGUUCCCCCAUCAAAGAUCGUCGAGUUUGAUGUUCUUCAGCAACAGAACCCUCUUCAUCCAGAGAUCCAGUUCCAUCAGCCGCAUCAGUCCACGAUCGACCCCAAAGACAUCAAAACCUUCAACUGUCGUGUGGAGUAUGAAAAGACGGAUCGCUCCAAGAAGCCGAAACCUUGCCUGUAUGACCCGUCCCAGACGUGUUUCACCGAGAACACCCAGUCGCACUCGUCCUGGCUCUGCGCGAAACCUUUCAAAGUCAUCUGCAUCUUCAUCUCAUUCUUCAGCAUCGAUUAUAAGCUGGUGCAAAAGGUUUGUCCGGACUACAACUUUCAGAGUGAACAUCCAUACCUUGGAUGAAGGAGUCGAGCGGACGGUUGAUGAGUGAGAUGUUGUGAAGUGUUGUGUUUGCAACCGUCAUCAUCGUUCCUCUUGAAGGAGCUAGAACAAACCAAUCUCCAUCACUGGGAACAUACUCUUGAAGUUUUCUUUGUAUAUAGAAAGAACAACCCUUAUCUGUUCGGCUCUUAAAGGAACAGUUCACCCAAAAAGGAAAAUUCUCUCAUCAUUUACUUACCCUCAUGUUGUUCCAAAUCCAUAUUGUUUUCUGUCUCUGUGAAACAAAAUGAGAUGUUAGACAGGAUGUCCGAGCUUGAACCGUCUUGUAUGGAGGGCCAAAUUACUCAAAAUUAAAUCAUUAAAUACAUAUUUAAAUAAAUCAAUUAAUAAUUUAUGAAACUGUAAAAAAACAAAAAACAACAACAACAAUCAUAAAAAUAUAGCUGCAAGCAGCAAUUAAGGGGCCAAGCACAUCAGCCAUUAUAGGCACAACAAUGGCAAAAAAAUAAGUAAUUAAAGCAAUCUUGUCAUGAUUUUAAGCAAAAUAGUUGAAAAACGAUGAAUAUUAUCAAUUGUAUUGGGACAUAAAAGCUUAUUACUUUUGACCAUUAGGUGGCACUGUCACUAAAUUGAUAUGGUGCGGUCAAGGUGCGGUCAUGAUGACACGUAUGAAGUUUCAUGUCAAUACGCCAAAGUGUUGCCGAGAUAGAGCCUGAAAACCAUUCUGGCACCAUGCCAUCAGAUUCUUUGUUGUGUUAAACGAAAACGGUUUGGUCUAUGAACACGAAAUCCAUAACUUUUUGUCGGCAUGGUCUGAAGGUAGUCUUUGGUUAAAAUCUGACAAAAGUUUCGUAACUAUAUGUCAAUGCGUUUGAAAAAUAAAGUAUUUUACAACAAAAUUCAAAAUGGGCGAUGCCCAAAAUGGCCGACAUAUGAACAUUUGGUAUCAUGUGGUUCAGCAUCCCACACAGAAUCUAACAAGACCAGAUUUGUAAUUUUAGGUGAAACCGUUCAGAAGUUAUAAGCAAAAAAUAUGCAUUUUUCAUAUCUCGUGACCACUAGGUGGCGCUGUUCCGAAACUGUGCAGGUACCCUCAGGUUAUGGUUGUCGUAACACACACCAAGUUUGGUGUGAAUACGCUGAAGCGUUGCGGAGAUAUCGCCUCACGUCCAAUUUGGCGUGCUCUACGUCGAAUUUGUUAUUAGAGAACUAGAAUUAGAGAACCGUUUGACUAAUCAACUUGAAUUCCAUACAUUUUUAUCAGCCUGGUCUGAAGAUGAUCUGCUUAAAUUUUCGUGCAAAUCAGACAGACGGUCUAGGAGGAGUUCGAAAAGGUAUGUUUUUUUGAAAAAUUCAAAAUGGCGGAAAUAUUUUCAAGACGGAAAAUGACGACAUAGGGUGCACUCGAUUCGUCUCACAACAUUCCCGCAUACGGUUCUAUAGGCUGCCAUAGACUCAAUGGCGGAAGAAGAAGAAGAAGAAAACUAAUGAUUACAAUAGGCAAUUACAAUUACUUUCAGCGCUUGGCCCCUAAUUAUUACAUUAUUCAUUAAAUCACUACAUAAAUCAAUAAAUGUUCAUUGUAUUUCAUCCACUUUUAUUUCAGAAGACGCAAAGCUCAUGCAUAAUAAAAAAUAAACAAAGAUAUGGCUCAAAUGAAAUAGAAGGGACACUGAUUUAUUUAGUUAAUGAUUUGAUGAUAAAUGUAAUAAUUGCAUAUUUUUCUGUAUUUAAUGAUUUAUUGAAAUACUUAAAUGGUGAUUUUGUCCCUCCAUUGUCUUGAACAGUCACUAUAAACUUGCGUGAAGAUUCUCCAUUUGUUUAUACAGCAUACAGUAUUUGUUUGAAACGAUGAAAGAAUUUACAUAUUCAUUUAAAAUUGAUUUAUUGCUUUUGUCAAUUUUUGUCUGUUUGACUGUUAGACAAACAGGAUGCGUGUCGUUUUUCUACCAGUCCUCUAAAUGACCCUCUGUAUUUCACAAUGAGGAUCAUAUUAUAUCAGAUAUAGAUUAUGGAACUGUUUAUAACAGCAUUAAAUGAAUUGCAGAGAUUUUAUUCUAUAUUAAAUGCACUGAAAAUAAUGUCAGACGUUUGAUGCAUAGAAAAAACCAGCUCACCUUUUCUUGGUUCUUGCUAUUUACUUUUCUACCACUUUAGAAAUAUUUCACAGGUAUCCAGUAUUUUAUUCCAUGUGUGGCAAACCUUUCCAGAAUUAUAGCCAGGGUUUAUUUGUUUUCUCAAACAUGGCCCAUUGGUUUAAUGUUGUUUAAUCCAUCAGUAAAUCCAGAUGUGUCCAAAAUAUUUAAGACAACAUGAUGUUACAGGCAUUUGUAUGUACUGAACAUAAAAUCUUGGUAUAAUUUUGAAUGACAAACCCAAAGUUAUUUUGAUGUAAAAUGACAUCAGCAAAAUCUUUAAGAUUGUGUUUUUCAGUGACUCCAGCCAGGUCUCCUAAGCAACCAAAUUGGCCCGGUUGUUAGGGAGGGUAGAGUCACAUGGGAUAACCUCCUCGUGGUC